AUGGUUACGUUAAUUGAAGAUCCUGCCGCUGGGCAACAGACCACUACCGACCAGCAGCCGUCACACUCAUUGAGAACUAGAACCUCGUCCGCGAAACCGAAGAAGAACGCCUUGAAGAACGUUUACAAGAAGAAAAAUGCCAGCACAACGGGAACAGUUUUAGAAGCUGACGAAAAGGAUAUCAAAACAAAAUUAAUAUCUACUACAUCAGCGUCUACUCCGGAAGAUGCAGAGUCCUUGAUUGAUGCGGUUCGAGAACAGCUGUCCCAAAUAGCCAUCCAAGGAAGUUCCUCGCACAAGUCGAACAAGAAUGAAAGACACGAGUCGACGGAAGAAGGAAACAGCUGCGCCUCUAUCAGCCUAUUACCGGACAAGACCGCCUACGAAGUUACAGAUAACGACCCGACACCUACCCAGCCCAUAACACAGCAACUAGAUGAACAACUAAAAGACAUAGAAGAGAAAAGAGAACCUGCAAAGCCGUCCAAGCCUCGGGCGGCCACAAGACAAAAGGGAGACACAAAAUCACAGCAAACAUAUGUCAAUGACCAGACGAGAACAUCAUACGUGCAACCUAUUCUCAACGAAGGGAUGUCAACUAGGUCGUCUCGAGGAAUCCAACACUUUGAUAAAUGGGCGAAUAGGGCCGUGGGGUUUUUCGAUGUGAGGAAAAUUGCAGAAGGGUCAUAUGGAGAGGUCUAUGAAUUAUGUGCAAAAGACGGGGUAUCAAAAGCAAGCCUGUCAAGCAGUCGAUCAUCGAAACUACAAGCAUAUAUGGACGGCGUUUUCAAAAUAGUCCCUCUAUGUGCACAACGGGGACCUGGUUCGAAGAAAUUCACCACCGUUCAGGAAAUCGUUGCCGAAGUCCAGCUACUGAAACUUCUUGAUCCGAUACCUGGGUUUGCACGAUUUCGGGAGAUACAUGUUGUUCAAGGUAGAUUUCCUCCAUCCUACCAGGAUGCGUGGAAUCUGUAUAGCCAGACAAAGGAUGACUGCUUUAACCCCGACCCAAGUAAGAAGAAAUCAUACCCAGACAAUCAGCUAUGGGCGAUCCUGGAAAUGGAAAACGCAGGGUUUGAGCUCGAAAAAUUCAAGUUCUCCUCUGUCUUCCAGGUGUAUGACAUAUUUUGGGGUGUCGCGUUGGCGCUGGCAAGGGCAGAGCAGUAUGCUUCUUUUGAGCAUCGUGAUUUGCACCUUGGAAACGUGUGUGUGAAGCAAAAACAACCUCCACAGAAGGUAGUACGGAGACGGAAAUCCUCAGACGACGAUGCAGUUGUCGAGUUUUCAGCAUGUCUGGGCACAAGUGGUCUAGAAACGACCAUUAUUGACUACUCCUUAUCCCGUGCUGAGCUUCCAUUAUAUGAAACUCCAGAGGCCGCUCCCACUUGUGAAACGGUGGCCUGGUCAGACCUUGAGAAAAAAGAUAUAUUCGAUGCCGUGGGUAGAGAUGAAGAGGAGAAGUUCCUUCGCGACACAUACAGGAUGAUGCGUUCUGAGGUCUUUUCUAGCCCCAGUUCCAAUACUGAACAAUGGAAAAGUUACAGGCCAAGGACAAACCUAAUCUGGCUCUCCUUUAUCCUCACGACCCUCGUAAAUAAAUGUCACUCCGAAAAGCUGGUCCCGACACAUCGGCAACCCCUCGGGCAGCGGUCAGCAAACAGUAACCUUCAGCCCAAAAGUUCGAAUACCAAGGCGAAACAAGCAAAAAAUAUCAAGGGAAAGCAAGAUGUUGAAGAGUCGAAACUAAGCGAUGAAAUGCAGCAGGUAUUAUUUGAACGGCUUGAGACUGUGCAGGACCUACUUGAGCUAGAAGAUGAAUAUGAGAAUCUGUCUUGCGCUGGAGACUUGGUAGCUAUUGCCAUUGGGUCCCAGUGGUUAGCGGAAUCAGAUUUCUUAUGUUAA
Molecule: messenger RNA, 1902 nt
Organism: Arthroderma uncinatum
Lineage: Eukaryota; Fungi; Ascomycota; Eurotiomycetes; Onygenales; Arthrodermataceae
Product: serine/threonine-protein kinase Haspin
Exons: 3
Coding region: 1-1902 (633 amino acids)
Biological process (GO): protein phosphorylation; mitotic cell cycle; intracellular signal transduction
Cellular component (GO): cytoplasm; nucleus
Molecular function (GO): ATP binding; histone H3T3 kinase activity
Source: RefSeq, a predicted model, not a curated record